UCCCCUCUUCUCCUUUUUUCCUGCCUUGUUAAACACUAUUUCCCAAACGAGCAUUGUCUUGUUUGCCACUACAGUGUGAGCUUGGUAGUCAGCUGGAGAAUAAGCUCGCUGCGGGUGCCCGUCAUCCGGUUUGGCAUCUUACAAGGCAUUCGAAUUCGCCCCUUUCAGCAGCAACAACUUGUCCUUUUAUUUUAAAGGCUUUAUUUUUACAGGCCAUAUUUCAAUUGAUUUCUUUUUAUUUGACUCGACGCCAAACUCCUUUAUUUCACCCCCUUUCUUUUUUCCUUCGCUAUCGCCUCCAGGUGCACUCUACUUUACUGUCUGCAAGCGCAUAGUAAGGUCGCAUUGACAACGAACCCCUGCUGGCCCUACAACAACUCUAUCUUGGCGAGGAAGGUUUCUGCGUCUCAGGCCAAUUUCAGCAAAGAAAAAGCCAAAAUACACGUCACCCUUUUUGACGACAGGGCAAUUUCCGAAGAAAAGAGAAGCUCAAGGUUUACUUUUUGGGUGGAAUUAGAGUUUGUGCUUGUGCGCGUCGAACCCAAGCAUUGUCACGGCGCACCAGACCACCAACAAGCUUUCUGCAUCGCCAGGCGAAUAAAAGGAGAGUCAUAGCAGCCCGCCUCAAACCAGGGACAAAAAAAACGGAAGUUUUAUUCUACUUCUCAAAUCCUCCUUUUACUCUCUCAGCGACAACAACAGCAACAAUACAAACUACAAAAACAAAACAGUUCACCGCAGCAGCCGCCAACAGGCCUCUGUUCCCCAGAAAACAGGCUGCCGCUACUCUCUACAGCACUCCCCUAAGGUACUACUGUACUUACAGCGCCCUUCUACAAAAGAAAAAGUCGCCCAGUGGCAGAGACCCUGCAGCCCACGAGCCGAUUUCGCAGGUCUGACAGGGGAAACGCUGGCCGUCGAUUGGUCCGAUAACCACUAGCGCCGUCCCUUGUCCUUUUUUUUUUUGCUACGAAAGGCGAGCGACAGGCCGCCCCGAAACAGAAGAAGAGUCAUAGCCCCAGACCACCGACGCUCCACUGACAGCCACUAACAACGCCCACGAGGGCCCCCUGGAACAACAAACGCAACAACCCUUGCCCAGGUGCUGCUAGGCUAGUGCCUCCCCUCCCGCUGCCGCCGCCCGCCGCAAACAGCAGCACAGCCUCCCACUACACAGAGUUACAGUGCUAAUCCAGGGCCAUUGGCACGCUGGAAGCCUCACUGCACAGCUGCACUGCACUCAUCACCUACCCACUUCCAUCUUAUCUUUUCCCCUACAAUGCUGGCCGCAGCCAUUUCUUCUCCAACAGGUGCGUACUCAUUACUCAACCCCAACACAACAACGUCAGCAUCACCGGUUCCUUUUCCUUUGCCUGGCUGAGCUCCCUUUUUUGUCUCGUCCUUUUUCAUCUUCUUUCUCGCCACGCAUUGCUUUGUCAUUUUUCUUCUUUCUUCAUUUUUUUUCUCUCUUCGUCCGCUGCUCUCAGGCCAUUCGCAAACGCCACUGCACGCACCCCAACCAAACAAAUUCUCACCUGAUUUUUUUUUCUACAGACGUUGGACGAAAGCAGACCAAGCAGUCUGCCCUCGCAAAGCUCGUCAUGAGCAGCAACUACAUCAGCUACUCGCAAUGGUCGCCGCCAUCCGACUCCGAAAAAUCCCCCGAGUCCGACAAACAGUCAAAUAGCCACAAGGACGUCACCUUUGCGACACCAGCGAUACCCAUUCCCGCUAUGGCCUCUGCCAUGAGAAUGGUCAACGACCUCACGGAGACGCCGCCCUUGUCGCGCAGCCUCAACUCGACGGCUCCCAGCUCCCCCAGAAUGCCACCCCUGCGACAAAAUUCAGGAUCGCAUACUCCCCGCGUACGCCCUCAUGCAACCACUUUAAAUAUCCCCGGUAUGACGAGAUCGCGCGUGUCCCCCGACGGCCGAAUCCCCCAACGAGAUGUUGCCGCAAAGCUCGUCAUUGUCAUGGUCGGCCUCCCUGCCCGUGGCAAGUCCUACAUUACCAAAAAGUUGCAGCGAUACCUCUCGUGGCAGCAGCACGAGUCCAAGAUUUUCAACGUCGGCAACCGGCGACGUCAUGCUGCAGGAAUCAAGGUUUCUGUUCAGCCAAGACUCAACCAAGAAGCCGACUACCUCGACGGCCCCGUCCGCGCCGCAUCCAUCCUCCUCAACGGCGUCGCCACGCCCGAGUUUGGCUCGCAGCCCGAGCCUACUGAGCUCGAUCUCAACGGCACCGCUGGCACCGACAUGGACCAAUCUGCCAAGUUCUUCGAUCCCAAAAAUGAAAAGGCGUCGGCCCUGCGAGAGGAGGUUGCUAUGCAGACCCUGGAUGAACUCCUAGACUACCUUUUGUGCCAGGGUGGCUCUGUUGGUAUCCUCGACGCCACCAACAGUACCAUUCAGCGCAGACAGCACGUCGUCGACCACAUUCGUGAGCGCGAGCCCAAGCUGGGUAUUCUUUUUAUUGAGAGUAUCUGCAGAGACCCUGAUCUGCUUGAAGCCAACAUGCGCCUCAAGCUUUCCGGCCCCGAUUACAGAGACAAAGAUCCCUAUGAGGCAUUGGCUGACUUUAAGAAUCGCGUGGCUGCGUACGAGAGCGCAUAUGUGCCCCUGGGAGAGUACGAGGAGGAUAACGACAUGCAGUACAUUCAAAUGGUAGAUGUGGGUCGUAAGCUUGUCCAGCACCGUCUCAAGGGCUUCCUGAGCGGCGGUAUCAGCAACUACCUGUCCAGCUUCAAUCUUGCGCCGCGCCAAAUUUGGAUUACCAGACACGGCCAGAGUCUCGAUAACCAGCUUGGCAAGCUCGGUGGAGAUUCUCCGCUGACAGAGCGUGGCCACUGCUACGGUCUUGCCCUGCACAAGUUUAUUACCCAGAAGCGCAAGGAGUGGCUCAUUGAGCAGAAGAGCAAGUUGGCCCAAGCCUCGUUCCCUCCUCAGCCGGGAGACAACACCCCUCCAUACCCCGAUGUAAACAAGGAUGUGGACGAGAAGAACUUUUGCGUCUGGACCUCGAUGCUUCAGCGUAGUGUCGAGACUGCCGAAUACUUUGAGGCAGACGACGACUACGAUGUUAAGAACUGGGAGAUGCUCAACGAGCUCAACACUGGCCAGUUUGAGGGCAUGACGUACGAGGAGAUUGCUCGCAAUUUCCCUGGCGAAUACCACAAGCGAGCCCACGACAAGCUCAACUACAUCUACCCUGGCGUCGGUGGUGAGGGCUACUUGCAGGUCAUCAGCCGUCUCCGCGACAUGGUCCGAGAGAUUGAGCGUAUUACCGAGCACCUCCUCAUUGUUGGACACCGCUCCGUCUGCCGGGUUCUCAUGGCCUACUUCAUGGACCUCACCCGCGAAGACAUUACCGACAUGGACAUUCCUCUCGGUAUGCUCUACUCCAUCGAGCCCAAGCCAUACGGCAUCGCCUUCCACGCGUACAAGUACAACGAGGAAGCGGGAUGGUUUGACGAGCUUCCCAACUACAAGCCCCAAAAGGCUACUCGCGACAUUGUCUAAUUUCGCCCACUUUACCACCUUUCCAACCCUACCUUGGUUGCUCCUUGGUAGCGUGUAUACUAUACUUUUUGUGUUUAAUAUCUCGUGUUUGGCGCAACAGAGGACGGAUUGCGCCCCGAGUUUCUUUUUAUUUGCCGGAUUCAUCUUUUGCUUUUUUCCUAUUUCGCACCUAGACACACACAUACGCAUGAGCACAUACAGGAGGAACGAACAAGGCACCGCAACGACAUUGGAUGCCACGAUACCCCCGCCACAAACAGAACACACACAGACCGUGGCAACACUAUACCAGAAAAAGCGUCGUUUUAUGCGCCUUGUUUCCUUAGAAGUCUCGAACCCAGCAAACACAAGCACCAGAAAAGGCAGCUUACCAGAUGUCCUCCAAAGGACUCAAACGAGCCGCCCCAACACACCGAGAUUUCUUUUAUGCUCUUGUAAUGAUUAAUGAACCAACCAAGCAACAUCUUGUCGUUUUACUUUUUUCUUUCGAGCUGCUGGAUUUAGUUUAGCUAGACUCAUCCUCUACCAUAGCCAACGUUUUUGUACUUUAUAUACCCCGGCCUGGUGGCAGCAGCACCCUCACAUAAAAGCAUGCAUCAUUGUGACUGUAAAACUUUAAAAAGAAAUGUAUGUAUCAAUUGUAAACGAACAUAUCUGCCCAUGAAAUAAAACAGAGAAACGCCAUGCCAUGCCAUGCAAACGCCGAGUAAAAACCAAAUCCUACUAUAAAUCGCAGCAUCUUUAUACACACACUUAGCAGCCCCCACGCAGCUCUCACUUUUCUCUGCCAAGCACCAUCUUUUCUCUCUCGCUCCUGCGGCUCUCGAACUGCUUCUUGGUAUGCUUGCGCUCGUUCUCCUCGCGGCGCUUGAUGCUCUUGAGCUCGUCCUUCUUGAUCUCCGUCGCCUUCUUGACCACCUUGGGAAUGUGACGGUGGCGGCGGAUACGUCGAAUCUCCGGCAUAUGGCCAAAGCGGUUGAUGAGCUCCUCGCUGUACUCGAGGGCCUGGCGCUGGCGGGUCGACUUGACGCCCUCGCGCUGCGAAGCAUUCGCACGCCACAGACGGAUAUUACCAUCAUCCGAGCCCGACAAGAUGUACCGCGAAUCAGGCGUCCACUUGGACGCCAUGACACGCUGCAUGCGCUUUGUGUGGUAGACAUCGCGCGAGUGGCCCUUGUCGCGGUUCCAGAGACGCACGGUGCGGUCCCAGGACGCAGACACAAGCUCCUGGCCCGUCGGGGAGAACUCGACGUCCAUGACGGCGGCAACGUGGUCCUUGAGGACGUUGAGGGCGCGGUCGAAGCGGCGCAUGUCGAAGAGGUAGAUGUUGUGGUCCUCGGACGCCGUGGCCAUGUUGAAGGCCUCCAUGGGCGACCAGGCAAUCUGGUUCGUGGCGAAGCUGAGCACCGUCUUUGUGACGGGCGUCGAGGUGCGCAGGUCGUAAAUGACAAUGGAGCGGUCCGUGGCGCACGACGCGAGAAUCGACGUCUCCACGUAGUUGAACUUGACGUUGGUGAUGGUGUCGGUGGAGUUGGGCCACUUGAGGACCUCGGGCGCCGCGUUGUGGCGCUCCAAAUCAUAAAUGGAAAUGACGCUUGAUGCGGCUGCAAAGGCGUUCUUGGAGCGGUGGUUGGACAAGCUGUUGAAGGCGCCGGCGCCGAGCCACGAUGAGAUGGGCGCGGCGUUGUCGGACGUGUGGUACGGGUCGAAGAGCUUGAUGCUGCGGUCGGCGCCGCAAGUUAGGAGCUUCUGGUCUCGUGUCCACUCGAGGCCCUUGACAAUGUUCUCGUGGGCCGUCGACGUCCAUGUCUGUUCUCGCGAAGUCAGGUCCCAGACUUUGACGACGCCGUCACCGCUGCCCGAGGCGAAGCGUUCCAGCGAGUUGGGGUCUUUGGCAAUCGAGUAGACGCCGUCCACGUGGCCCUCGCCGAGCUGUGCGAUAAAGGGAGCAGCGUGCAUGCGCUCGAGCUUCACGGCAUUCAGGGCACGCUGGUAUUCUCGGGCUCGUUCGAAUGGAUGCAAGGCGCUGUCGAGGUUGCGCUGCUGCUUGACGACGUCGGAGCCGGGAGGCUGGUGAGCCGAUACCGACCGGCUGAUUGCUUUGACCUUCAUAUCGGGUUGGUUGAAAAUCUCCCAGGCACUAGAAAUUAAAAGAUCAAGUUGUGGUGAUGCCAGGCAAAGGGUAUAUAUGAAAUUCAAUGAGGUUGG
Molecule: messenger RNA, 5726 nt
Organism: [Torrubiella] hemipterigena
Lineage: Eukaryota; Fungi; Ascomycota; Sordariomycetes; Hypocreales; Clavicipitaceae
Source: the annotation of a GenBank genome assembly